Molecule: messenger RNA, 1595 nt
Organism: Amphimedon queenslandica
Lineage: Eukaryota; Metazoa; Porifera; Demospongiae; Haplosclerida; Niphatidae
Exons: 5
Coding region: 40-1467 (475 amino acids)
Biological process (GO): nucleobase-containing compound metabolic process
Cellular component (GO): nucleus; cytoplasm
Molecular function (GO): 3'-5' exonuclease activity; nucleic acid binding
Source: RefSeq, a predicted model, not a curated record
UCAUGUGGGGGCCAUACAUGCUGUACACGUGGUGACGACAUGGCCACUCUAAGUCUAACUUGCAUUCGGAGGAAGGCAAACACGUUAGCCAAGUCGCAGCCUUUAAUCUUACAAUUGCAUCCUUCGUUUAGUUUCCCAAAGAUUCUCAGUUCUCCUUGUUCCACGGUCUCUCCUUUAGGACCACGUCAGAUCGCUCCACCAGCUCCAAAAAUAAUUUCAAAAUUAGAUGUAAAAAGACUUCCGGGGAUUCAGUUUAAGGGGAAAGUGUACGUUUUGAAGGAAAACAACGAUGAGUGCAGAUUUCAGAGAGAAAUCAGUGAACUUUGUAGAUCAGGCGUUCUUGGUUUUGAUACCGAGACAACUUCACAGUUCUUUCGCGGGCGCUACCUCCCAUCUCUCGUCCAACUUUCGAAUGAAAAUACCUGCGUCAUGUGGAGAUUAAGGAAAGUCAACGAAAACUCGGGUGCUACUUCAACUUGGAUAUCGCAUACAUUGACUAAUAUAUUAAUGUCUCCAGACAUCUUGAAAGUCGGCCAUGGCUCCUUUAACGACGUAAAAGAUUUAUUAUUAAGAUAUCAUCUUGAGACGUAUAAUUUCCAAGAUACCUACCAACUAGCGGUACUGCUUGGUCUAGAGAAUCUGAGUCUACGAGGCCUUGUAGGCCUAUUCCUUAAUAAGAAGCUGGACAAGUCACAUACUAUUAGUAACUGGGAAGCUCCUUCUCUUACCAAUGAGCAAAUUACGUAUGCUGCUACUGAUGCAUGGGCAUCUCUAAAAGUCUAUCAUUGCAUCGUUAAGGAAGCAAAAAGGUGUAAGAAAGAAUUUCCUUCUCCUAUCACAAGAGCAUUUCAUUUGCUAAAACCAUUUUAUCAGGAGAAAAUAUUAGAUAGAAUCAAUAGGAUCCAAUAUGUGGGUCCACCACCACAGGCAAAGAAACAAGAUGGGAACAAAUCUUCUGAUAAGAUAUCAGAAGUACAGGGAGAGCAAGGACACGAUGGUCAGGAAAAUGAUCAUCCCACUCCCCCUCUCAUAAAACCAACUGAUGUUUAUCAAGAUGAUGACAUGAAAAAUAUUGCCCCCACCCCUCGUUUCACAAAACCAAACGGACCUAAACGUUUUUCUUCUCAAGAUGAGGUCAAUGAUAAUAUCGAUCCCACCCCUCGUGUUACAAAACCAAAUGGACCUAAACACUCUUCUCAAGAUGACAUCAAUGAUAAUAUCGACCCCAUCCCUCGUGUCAUAAAACCAAAAAGCCUUAAACGUUCUUCCUCUGGCAGCAAGAGCACUGCUGUUGGUAGUUAUGGUCCUCCAAUAGUUGAGCGAGAUGUUUAUGAGAGGAGGACGAUAGAGAGAUGGUUUGUGGAUCCUGAAGGAAAGCCCCUGAUGCAGCCCUAUACUGUGGAGAAGAAGUACAAAGAGAUGCAUAGAGAGCAGAAUGAGGACGCUAGUGAAAAGAUGGAACAGUGAAUGAAGAUAUAAAGCUUGUUUAUUGUGGCUAUAAUAGCCUGUCUUGUAAAUUAUAACAAAAUUCUAAUAUAAACUGUUAAUUAAUGCGAAUAUUGUGAGAUUGUAAGAUUUCUUUUAUGCAUUCCUGA